GAUGCGGUUGUUUAUGUUUGGUGCAAAGGAUGACCCGCAUCUUGCAAUAGGUUCAAGGUCAGACUGGUUUAGCAGACUUGCCUUUUUAGGGAAGAGGAUACGGCCUGCAAGAGAAAAGAUGUCCAAAAUUGAACGUCUGAAUUCCCGAGUGGAAAAGCUGCUGUCUAAAGCUGUGCAGGAGGUUCUGGAGGCGGUGAAAGAGACUGUUUCAGAGUACCAGGAGAAAACCACGAGAACACAGAGAGAGAACCACAGUCUGAAGAGGAGGCUGCAGGAGCUGCAGGAGAGGUUUGACCUGGAAAGCAGCAAUGGAAUUGUGGCACAAACUUCCCCUGCGUCCCAGCAGGAUGACGCAGAGCUGCAGCUGAUGGAGCGGAAACAGAAAGAAGAGGACACUGAACUCAUCUGCUCUGAUAAGGACAUCGCAGUAAUCUGUCCCUCGUAUUCAUUUCAACACCUUAGUUGUGAAGCAUCCAUCACACCAUUGGCCACUUCCUGUCUCACCCCUACGACAGCACAACAUUCAGGUGGUGAUAAGCCGAACAAUCCAACAGCUCUUAAAACAGAGACUGAGAGGGGACUGUCAAUGUCAAACCAUGCAGGCUCUAUCACAAUUACAAUGUCUGGAAAUGAUCAUACAAUGAAAGUAGAGCCCAUGUUGGACGAAGGAGUCAUGCGCACCACAAAUGACUUUUAUGAGGAUGCUGGUGCAAGCUUCACAUCCUCACACAGACUCAACCUAGAACCUCCUCAAGCUGAUUCUGCACUCUACGGUCAAUCAGAAGAGCAACUUUCCCAAAGACACGACGAUCCAAACUGCGUUGGAGCAGAAACGCACAGAAACACCGCUCAAACAAACACAAACGCAUGCGCUUCCGGCUCGAAAGCGUUCCCGAGAAACGUCAGAAAACAAUACUGCUGCUCGCUGUGUGGUCGCACCUUCAGACACGCGGGCGACUACAAGAAACACAGCCGGGUGCACACGGGGGAGAAGCCGUACUGCUGCUCGGUGUGCGGGAAGGGCUUCAGCCAGUCGGGAUACCUGACGGUGCAUCAGCGCUACCACACCGGGGAGAAGCCGUUUGGCUGCAGUCACUGUGGGAAAAGUUUUAGUCACUCAAGUAACAUGAAGAAACACCAGCAAACUCAUCUGUGAGGCCGCUGUAUAUCUUUCUAUAAGUCAUAUCAUGUUAUUGCUGGACAGUGAAAGGGUUGCCUGUUUGUAAGCUGCUGAUAGAAUAAUAAAAGUUAAAUGUCAAGUUAUCCGUUAUGGUUCACUGAGCGUAUUGCAAUCCUAUUUAUAAAGUUUCAAGUAUCCAGCACAGUCUUAUAAUUCUGUUUUUGCCAUAAGAGCCUAAUUCAGUCCAAUUUCCAAAUCAAAUAAA
This is a messenger RNA of Anoplopoma fimbria (sablefish), 1385 nucleotides long. RefSeq names its product zinc finger protein 177-like. The record is from RefSeq and is a predicted model, not a curated record. The coding region runs from base 2 to 1156 and encodes 384 amino acids. The transcript has 4 exons. NCBI's taxonomy places the organism in Eukaryota, Metazoa, Chordata, Actinopteri, Perciformes, Anoplopomatidae.